UUAACAGAACUCAGACUUUACCCAACAAUGACAAGGUAAGAGUGACAAGCAUAAAACGGCCUACAGAUUAUAUAUGUGUUACAAAACGCUGUCAUUGCUUUCUAUUACUGUAUAGUUCUGUAUUUUUCUGAAUGUCUGAAUAUGUUUUUACAUAAAACACGCGUUGGUGACAAAACAGAUCUCUGGCAUUGUCACGUAAGACUUUAAAAAUGGUGACGUUUUGUAUCAGUCAUCGUCGUCAACGUAAGCCGGUCUGUUCGAUUCAAGGUAGCUGUCUUUGGUGGUGAAGGCCAGAACUAGUCCGACCCGGUAAGACGAUUGGUGUAGGUAUAAGCUUUGUGUAUUCCAUAAAGGAAGCUGAAGUUGAUACUUCUUGACCUUAGCUGAUAAUAAUGUUACUCUGAUUUUUUAUUUUACUUAUAUACUUUUAUUCACGCAGUUGUUAAGUGUCACGUUCAUCAUCUCUCCUUUGACAUUAACUCGGAUACAUGUCUGUUUUUGGUGGCGCAAAGUAUGCAUCAUAUGCGGGCGAUUAGUUCGCAGUGUUUCCUUGGUAUUGUUUCUCAAAGUCCAUUCAUUUAUUUUCUAUACAAGAGACUUGUGUUCAGGUUACUUCCCUGAGGCAUAUAUGCCUGCCUACUCCUUGUUUUUUCUUACAAUGCUUUCAGUUUGCUUUAAUGGCGUUUAUUUUGAGCAACUCAACAAAGAUCCCUCAAUAUUUUAUAAUUCUACUGAUAUUUUUUGCUGUUGCAUUUACGGUAUAUUGUAAAGGAUUGCCUGGAUUACAUUUCAGUCAAACAUAUAAGCAUGCCAAUCACAAAACUGUGAGUUGACCCUCAUUUUGAAAUACAUAAAACAUUGCACGACCAGAGAAUACAACAAGUUAAUUCAAUGUUUCCCAAAAGCCACGUGAUAUUUCCUGGCGUUAUGUUCGUUAUAAAAUUGUCCUUUCUUGCUGAGUAUCAAAUGGAGAUGGCUUGUGUGAUGUUAUGCUGUAUUUUCUCCUGGUUUGUAAUGUAAUUAGUCCACAAGGCCAUAGGAGGGCACUAUAGACCAUAACACAGAUGAUUUUACUUAAAUCCCCAAGCCCCUCCCAGAUAAAGAACGUGAUGAUGUCUUGUUGGGCUUUGACACAAAGAGACGCAGAAGCAGAGAGAGAAGGCGGAGACAUCAGCCGCAUUGUGGACAAAUCAUAGGAAAAAGGAACACAAUUUGAGUCAACACUCGACAUCUAAAAGACUUGUUUCUAUGUUCGUUUUACGUCGGAUUGGAUUAUGUUUUCGAUUGAUAGGCUUCCUGUAGUGGCAUACGUGGUAUUGGUGCUGCUGGACUGUCACUGGGAAGCGGUGCACGGGCAGCUCUCCUACUCCAUAUCAGAGGAGGUGAAUCCGGGGACAUCUGUAGGAAAUAUAGCCAAGGAUCUAAACCUCAAUGUCGAUGAUCUGGAGUCUCGUAUGUUUCAGAUUGUGACCGGAACGAAGAGAACAUUUUUCGAGGUAAACUUAAAGACUGGUGUUCUUUAUGUCAGUGAUAGAAUAGACCGAGAGGAGCUCUGCGCUAAGGCAACGAAAUGCACGGUGAGCGUAGAGGCUGUGAUAAAUAUUCCACUGAAGCUCUAUCGUUUAGAAAUAAAUAUUCUAGAUGUUAAUGACAACUGUCCGUCUUUCAGUGCCAGUUCGCAAAGUAUCGAAAUAGCCGAAAGCACACUACCUGGUACUAAAUUUCUUAUGCUGUCGGGACAUGAUGCUGAUGUAGGAAAGAACGGUAUCAACACAUACAAGCUAAAUCAAAAUGAACAUUUCUCAUUGUCGGUAAACAAAGGAGAUAGUCUAUCUGCUGAGCUAGUCCUCCAGAAACCUUUAGACCGAGAAAAACAAUCUGUAAUUAAUCUCACAUUGACGGCAGUAGACGGAGGGACGCCCCCAAAAUCUGGAACAUCGGAGAUAAUAAUAAAUGUCUUAGACGUUAAUGAUAACACCCCAAGCUUUACAAAACCGUUGUAUAAAACAAGUAUUAUUGAAAAUAUACCGCUUGGUACAUCAGUGAUUACAGUAACUGCAACAGACGCAGAUGAAGGACCAAACGGGGAAAUUUCAUAUUCACUGAGCAGCAAAGAUCAAGACCAUGUUUUGGAAAUAUUUCAAAUUGAUGAGCACACGGGCAUAUUGACAGUUAAGGGAAAGAUUGACUUUGAAGAGCACCCGGCUUUUGAAAUCCGCGUGCAAGCUAGUGACAACGGCUCUCCUCCAAUGGCAGCACAGUGCAAAGUACUAAUAGAGGUUGUGGAUUUAAAUGACAACACUCCUGAAAUAUCUGUAACAUCAUUAAUAAACAGAGUGAAAGAGGAUGCAAAAAUAGGUACUGCUGUCGCACUUGUGUCAGUCCUGGACAGAGAUGGAGGUAAAAAUGCAGCAGUUCAUUGUGAUAUUCACAAUGACAGCCCCUUUAGGUUGGAAACAAAUUAUAAAAACUAUUACUCUUUAGUGGUAGACGGACAGCUCGACAGAGAGACUGCUUCACAUUAUGAUGUCACCAUCACAGCUACAGACGAUGGAAUCCCUGCUCUCACAAGCACCAGCGAGCUUACCGUUCAUGUUUCCGAUGUCAAUGACAACUCGCCUCGUUUUUCAGAAAGUUUGGUCAAUGUUUAUUUAAAAGAAAAUAGUCCGGUUGGUGCGGUUGUAAAAACAGUAUCUGCAGUUGAUGCAGAUAUUGAUCAAAAUGGUCAGGUGAGCUAUUCAAUAAUCAAAAGUAACAGUAACACAUUACCUCUCUCGACAAUGGUGAACAUAAACUCAGAGACUGGAGACAUAGUUAGUCUGCAGUCUUUUAACUACGAGGAGUUAAACACGUUUCA
This is a messenger RNA of Anarrhichthys ocellatus (wolf-eel), 2857 nucleotides long. RefSeq names its product protocadherin alpha-6-like. Gene Ontology annotation, biological process: homophilic cell-cell adhesion. NCBI's taxonomy places the organism in Eukaryota, Metazoa, Chordata, Actinopteri, Perciformes, Anarhichadidae. The record is from RefSeq and is a predicted model, not a curated record. The annotation marks the transcript as partial. Gene Ontology annotation, cellular component: plasma membrane. Gene Ontology annotation, molecular function: calcium ion binding. The transcript has a single exon.